AUGGCUCUUCCUAAUGCUGCUGUCCCGAUUCUGGACGCCGCCAUCAUCCACGAGAAACCAACUCCGACCGCUGCAAAAGUCGUCCCCACCGCCGUGAACAAGGACGAAGUUCGCGUGGUCGCUCCCCACGAGCACAAACAGGCCGCCGCAUGUCUCGCUGAGGCGUUUCGACUCGACAAUAUCGUCCGCUACGCCAUCGAUACCCCGGACCGCAUGCAUCUGUCUGAAGAGGAGCGCUUCGAAUUGCACAAGGCCUCCAUGGAGUAUGUCACUUAUGCUCACUGCCUCCAGGGACUGGUUUUGACGGUUGGUGAGAACUUCGAUUGCGUUGCCUUGUGGUUGCCACCAGGCAAAAAUAUUGAUGACUGGUUCACCAUCCUCCGCAGCGGCAUGUGGCGAUUGAGCUGGAAGCUGUCCAAGGAAGGAAAGGUGCGGUUCUUCGAUGAGUUCCUGCCCCUGUUGCACCAUACUAAGCAGGAAAUUUUGGGAGAGAGGGACAACAACUCCUGGUAUCUGAACUAUAUCGGUACCAAACCUGAGGCACGUGGCCGUGGUUAUGCCCGGAAGCUGAUUGAACAUGUUACGAAGAUGGCUGACGCCGAAGGGUUGCCCUGCUACUUGGAGAGCUCUCAUGAUAUCAAUAUCAUCAUCUAUGGCAAGUUGGGCUUUGAGCUUCGCAGGAACAUUUACUUGCAACGCGCUGCGGGGAAGGAGCUGAGAAUGGAUGUGAUGGUUAGAGAGCCGGUUGAUCCAGAAAAGAAGGAGGAGAAUGCAAACACAGAACCAGUGAAGUCGGGCUGA
Molecule: messenger RNA, 801 nt
Organism: Cladophialophora psammophila CBS 110553
Lineage: Eukaryota; Fungi; Ascomycota; Eurotiomycetes; Chaetothyriales; Herpotrichiellaceae
Exons: 2
Coding region: 1-801 (266 amino acids)
Molecular function (GO): acyltransferase activity, transferring groups other than amino-acyl groups
Source: RefSeq, a predicted model, not a curated record